Molecule: messenger RNA, 1818 nt
Organism: Ziziphus jujuba (common jujube)
Lineage: Eukaryota; Viridiplantae; Streptophyta; Magnoliopsida; Rosales; Rhamnaceae
Exons: 5
Coding region: 323-1693 (456 amino acids)
Biological process (GO): rRNA base methylation
Molecular function (GO): rRNA (cytosine-N4-)-methyltransferase activity
Source: RefSeq, a predicted model, not a curated record
GCUAUUUAGGAAACAUUAAGAAAUAAUAAAAACCCAUACAAUACGAAUCAUGCAAAUAAAUACCUUUUUAAUUUUUUUUUACCUUGCCAUGCAAACGACACGUCGUAUGGUGACAAAAUGAUAAUCUACCAAAACAAAUGUCGUAUUGAGGAUGACCCGAACCUUGCAAAGCAAAAUGGUUGGACUUGGAUGGACCAAGCUCUACUGAGUCUGUUUGGUACCCCAGAAAAUGCAGAACCCCUGCAAAUCUGAAAGUUAGGGUUUUAGCAGUUGAAUCUCAAGGAUAGGGAGGGAGGGAGGGAGGGAGGGAAAUCAGAGCAAAAUGAGAAUAUUACCAGCAGUUUCAGAUUCAGGAGCGAAGCUCUUCUUCUCGAUUUCUCCGUUCUCUUUCUCAUCCCGUCUUCGAGGCUUCACCAAUCCACGAACUCUCGCUCUCUCCACCAUUACUACCUCCACAAAGUUCAAUGAUAAGAAGAAGAUAAAGAAGACGACGAAGAGGAAGAAGAAGAAGGAGGAAGAAGAGAAAAAGGCAUUGUCGGAGUCGAAAGCAGCGACGGUGAAGGAGAAGCGGCGGACUCGUUCGGAUAGAGAGUUUGAAAUGGACGCCAUUCAGCGUUUCGGAGACAUGGCCACCCACGUUCCGGUGAUGCUCGGUGAAGUGGUCGACGUUUUCUCGGCGUCGAAGCCGAAGCCGCUUCGCUCAUUUGUCGAUUGCACCGUCGGGGCUGCUGGACACUCUUCUGCGAUAAUUCAGGGCCACCCAGAAUUGAGACUUUACAUAGGAAUGGAUAUCGACCCAGUGGCACAUCAGAAGGCUCGAGCUCAGAUAUAUUCUCUGUUGCAUGCUGAUUCUUGUUGUAGCUCUACUUCUGACCUCAAAGUUCAUACCUUUGUCAAGAAUUUCAGAUACAUCAAAUCUGCGCUUAGUGAGGUUGAUGAGGAGCUACCACGCAAUGGAGUUGAUGGCAUUUUGAUGGACCUGGGAAUGUCGUCUAUGCAGGUUAACAAUCCUGAAAGAGGGUUCAGUGUUCUUGCUCAUGGACCUCUUGAUAUGCGGAUGGAUCCUCAGGCAAGUCUGAGAGCAGAAGACAUUUUAAAUUCUUGGCCAGAUACUGAAGUAGGACGAAUCCUGCGAGAGUAUGGAGAGGAAAGUAACUGGCGGUCUCUUCAGAACAAAAUUGUUAAAGCCCGAUUACAUGGUGGGUUGCAUUACACUGGGGAGCUUGUAGAUCUUAUUCGAAAUUCAACCUCUGGGAAUUAUAGAGGAGGGAGGCAAGGAUGGAUUAAAACCGCAACCAGGGUGUUCCAAGCUCUGAGGAUAGCUGUUAACGAUGAGCUGAAGACACUGGAGGAUUCCCUCUAUGCUUGUUUCGAGUGCCUUGCACCUGGGGGUAGGCUUGCUGUCAUAUCUUUCCACAGUUUGGAGGACAGAAUUGUGAAACAAACAUUUCUCAACAUCAUUGACAGCGACAACAUAGAUGGAGCCAUUGAUGUGGAGGAUGAAGACAAGUGUAAGAAAGAUCUAUCAAAGAUCCAAGACCAUAAUGAUGAAAAGGAGGCAUGGAUCAAACAGAUAAUACAAGGAUGCAAAGGAACAAUUCUCACAAAGAGACCAAUAACACCAUCCGAAGAGGAAGAGAAAUUGAAUAGGCGGAGUAGGAGUGCUAAGCUAAGGGUGAUUCAAAAGAACUAAAAAUUAUGUCCAAGAAUUAUAGCAGUAAUCUUUGUAUAUGUGUAUCUCUAAUUUUCCAUCUAUCAUUGAUUCAUCAUAUAUUUAUUGAGUUGGAGUUUAGAAUACAACAUAUCAUUUUUGUGAAA